Messenger RNA from Myodes glareolus (Bank vole), 3195 nucleotides. Its product is annotated as solute carrier family 26 member 10. Gene Ontology annotation, cellular component: membrane. NCBI's taxonomy places the organism in Eukaryota, Metazoa, Chordata, Mammalia, Rodentia, Cricetidae. Gene Ontology annotation, biological process: transmembrane transport. The record is from RefSeq and is a predicted model, not a curated record.
CAGAGAGCUGGGUGGUUCUGUCUCUGUCCUUGCUCACUGAAUAUUGGCUUAUAAGACCUGCUUUCUCGUUGUAAAACCCUUUCCUUAGGGUCAGUUUGCCAUAUGAGGAAAGGGAUUUGGGUGGGGAAUUCCAACUGGCGAUGAACAUUGUAUUCCAGCCGUGCGUGUGUGCAGGGGCUCAGGAAAGACCAUUGACCCAAAGAAACCAGCUAGCGUUGCUCAAAGUGCCGGUGUGGAAAGGGCCCCUGUUGAAGAGGCGAGGACCACUGGAAGUUGGUGUGGGUCUCUUAUCUCUCUACCGUUCCUCAUAGCAGGCCCCCAGGCUUCCAGGCGGUCAGAUCCGGCUAAGGAUGUCUGAGGAGGCGCCUAACAUAGGGACUUUUUCCACCCAAGCCUGACCCAAGGAGGUACUCCAGAAAGUACUCUCGACAGGUCCGGAUUGGACCCUGCUUUAUGGAGGCGGGCUCAGGACUAGCGAGGGUGGGGUGGGGGGCGCAGAAGGGUAUUUAAGACCGGGAGAUGCUGCAGGGGGCCACGGACAAAAUGAGUGGGUCACUUGUCUCUGGGACCUGCUCAGGUUCGGAAGAGGUUUCUGACCUUAAGUCUCCGCUGAGCUCUAGGUUCAGGGAACCUCUCACCCACGCUCGGUUCCAGGAGCUUUACGGGGGCGCAGAGGAGCCGGAAGUACCAGCCGAGCCCCGCUUACCCUGGCUGUGCGGGUUGUGGAGGAGGCGAGCUGGCUGUUGUUCAGGGCCGGGGGCGUGGCGCGUGCUGCUGGCACGGCUGCCUCCGCUGCGCUGGCUGCCCCAUUACCGCUGGCGAGCGUGGCUGCUGGGAGAUGCAGUGGCUGGAGUGACCGUGGGCGUUGUGCACGUGCCCCAGGGCAUGGCUUUUGCCCUCCUGACCUCAGUGCCUCCCGUGUUUGGUCUCUACACUUCUUUCUUUCCGGUCCUCAUCUACAGUUUGCUGGGCACUGGGAGACACCUGUCCACUGGAACUUUCGCAGUCCUCAGUCUCAUGACCGGCUCUGUUGUCGAGCGGCUGGUGCCCGAUCCCCUCGCGGGGAACCUCAGUGAAAUUGAAAGGGAGCAAUUGGAAGCUCGGAGAGUUGGGGCGGCAGCGGCUGUGGCCUUCGGGAGUGGGGCGCUGAUGCUAGCGAUGUUCGCUCUGCAGCUUGGGGUCCUGUCUACCUUUUUAUCUGAGCCUGUGGUCAAGGCGUUAACCAGCGGGGCCGCGUUACACGUGCUGGUGUCCCAGCUGCCAAGCCUCUUGGGUUUGUCUCUCCCACGCCAGAUCGGCUGCUUUUCUCUCUUUAAGACGCUGGCUGCGGUGCUCACCGCCCUGGCCCGGAGCAGUCCUGCAGAACUGACCAUCUCAGCGCUCAGUCUGGCGUUGCUAGUGCCGGUCAAGGAGCUGAACGUGAGAUUCCGGGACAGGCUACGCACUCCGAUUCCUGGAGAAGUUGUCAUGGUGCUUCUGGCCUCUGUGCUGUGCUUCGCCUCUUCCCUGGACACAAGAUACAACGUCCAGGUAGUGGGAGUAUUGCCUGGAGGGUUCCCCCAGCCUCUCUUCCCCACCCUGGAUGAGCUGCCCAGGAUACUGGCCGACUCGCUGCCCAUUGCCUUGGUUACUUUUGCCGUGUCCACCUCCCUGGCCUCCAUCUAUGCCGACAAGUACAGCUACACUAUUGACCCCAAUCAGGAACUCUUGGCCCACGGUGUCUCCAACCUCAUAUCUUCUCUCUUCUCUUGCUUUCCCAACUCGGCCACAUUGGCUACAACCAGCUUAUUAGUGGAUGCUGGUGGGAACACACAGCUGGCCGGCCUCUUCUCCUGUAUGGUUGUCCUGGCAGUGCUGUUGUGGCUGGGGCCCUUCUUCUACUAUCUGCCCAAGGCUGUCCUGGCUUGCAUCAAUAUCUCCAGCAUGCGCCAGAUGUUCUUCCAGAUGCAGGAGCUGCCACGGCUGUGGCACAUCAGCCGCGUGGACUUUGCUGUGUGGAUGGUCACGUGGGUGGCAGUAGUGACCCUGAAUGUGGACCUGGGCCUGGCCGUGGGCGUGGUCAUCUCUAUGAUGACAGUGGUCUGUCGCACUCAGAGGGUGCAGUGCCUGGCACUUGGAUUGGCUGAGGGGACCGAGCUCUACAGGCCACUCAGGGAGAGCCGUAAGGUGGGUGGGUCAGCCAAAGAAGGGAGGAGUGAUUCACAGGACGCUCCUGACUCUCAGACCCUUCAGCUCCUCCAGGUCCCAGGUCUCUGCAUCCUGAGCUAUCCAACACCACUCUACUUCGCAACCCGUGGGCAGUUCCGCCACAUCUUGGAGUGGCAUCUGGGGCUUGGAGAAAGAAGCAAGUCUCCAAAGCUGGGUAGUCUACCUGACAAAGGUGCUGAGCCCAUCAGAGUGGUGGUCCUAGACUUCAGCGGCAUCAGCUUUGCGGAUGCUGCAGGGGCCAGAGAAGUGGUACAGCUCACCAGGCGAUGCCAGGAUGCUGGGAUCUGUCUCCUCUUGGCUCAGUGCAAUGCCUUGGUGCUGGAGACCUUGACCCGGGCAGGACUCCUGGAGAGAAUGACCCCAGACCAACUCUUUGUGAGUGUCCAGGAUGCAGCCGCACAUGCGCUGGAGAGACUGGUGAGGCAGGAGCCAGGAGGUGCUGGGCUCAGGGAGGGAGGACCGGCUGAAUGAUGACAGCCUGGGAGGAGGGAUGCGGAGAAGGGAUGGGAUGGAGGAAGCUCAAGAGGGAAGCAGGGAGAAACUGACUAGCAUUGAAGGGGGGGCAUACCCUUAAUCCCCCAGCACACAGAGGCAGGAGGAUUUCUAUGAGUUUGAGGCCAGCCUGCUCUACACAGGGAGUUCCAGAACAGCCAGGGAUACAUAGAAAGACCUUGUCUUGAAAAAAACAAACAAGUUAGGGAGUAUGGACACCCUUCACCACUGGUGAAGACUAAGGUCUCCAAAGGGCUGAGAUGCUCCCAGCGCACCGAGUCUCAGAGAUGGACGGCUGUAACAAAUAUUCCUCAACUGUCUCUUUUCUUCCCCAGAAGCCCACUGGCCCAAAGAUUUGUACAGUGUGGGUCUGACCAAGGUCACUUGGAAUAUGAGAGGUCCCAACAGUGUGUGUGUAAGGAAGGCCACAGCCCCUGAGCCCCCCACCCCAAUACAACCAAUAAAAUGAAGCCGAGGGUGUCUGCAGCCCAUGAA